Chiloscyllium plagiosum (whitespotted bambooshark) is the source of this 1092-nucleotide messenger RNA. Lineage: Eukaryota; Metazoa; Chordata; Chondrichthyes; Orectolobiformes; Hemiscylliidae. The record is from RefSeq and is a predicted model, not a curated record.
UGUGGCGACUGUGGGAAAGUUUUCCAUGUCCCGUCUGUCCUGGAGACUCAUCGGCGCAGCCACACCGGGGAGAAGCCGUUCUUCUGCUAUGUCUGCGGGAAAGGCUUCAGCGAUUCCUCCUACCUGCUGACCCACCAGCGAGUCCACACGGGUGAGAGUCCCUUCAGCUGCCCUCUGUGCGGGAAGGCUUUUCGUGAUUCCUCAGCCCUACUGACCCACCGGCGGAUCCACACGGGGGAGAGGCCCUUCAGCUGCCCCGUGUGCGGGAAGGCUUUUCGUGAUUCCUCAGCCCUGCUGACCCACCGGUGGGUCCACACCGGGGAGAGGCCCUUCAGCUGCCCCGAGUGCAGGAAGGCCUUCAGCAAUUCCUCCAAACUACUGACCCACCAGCGGGUCCACAUGGGGGAGAGGCUGUUCAGCUGCCCCCAGUGCAGGAAGGCCUUUACCCAGGCCUCCACCUUGCUGAGGCACCGGCGGAUCCACUUGGGGGAGAGGCCGUUCCCCUGCACAGAGUGCGGAAGGCCCUUAGCAAUUCCUCCAACCUACUGACGCACCGGCGGGUCCACACGGGGGAGAGGCCGUUCAGCUGCCCCCAGUGCAGGAAGGCCUUUACCCAGGCCUCUGCCCUGCUGAGGCAUCGGAGGAUCCACAUGGGGGAGAGGUCCUUCAGCUGCCCCGAGUGCUGGAAGACCUUUACCCAGGCCUCCACCCUGCUGACCCACCGGCAGAUCCACACGGGGGAGAGGCCUUUCAGCUGCUCAGAGUUUGGGGAGGGGUUCAGUCAGGUGAGCCACCUGCAUAGGCACUAGCGGCUCCACUAGGGGGAGAGGCCCUUCAGGGGCCCCGAGUGCAGGACGGGGUUCACCUGCUCGAUUUAAGCUGCUGACCCACCAGUGUCUCCACACCAGGGAGAGGCCGUUCACCUGCUCCUCCCAACUGUGGACGCACUGAAGCGGUGACGGCCGAAUGCCAUUAUCGACUGGACUGUCAACCCAGUUUCGGGGCUGCUGGGUUCGAAUCCAGCCGCGGCAGAUGGCGGAAUUGGAAUUUGGUCAGAAACUGGAGUUCAGAAUCUAAUGAUGAAACCAUUUU